This is a messenger RNA of Aspergillus niger, 759 nucleotides long. RefSeq lists its product as uncharacterized. The transcript is spliced from 2 exons. Lineage: Eukaryota; Fungi; Ascomycota; Eurotiomycetes; Eurotiales; Aspergillaceae. The record is from RefSeq and is a predicted model, not a curated record. Bases 1 to 759 code for a protein of 252 amino acids.
AUGGGCCAAACCCCCUCUACACCCCAGCCCGGCACCAAACUUCAAGUUAUCGGCGCAGGCCUCCCCCGCACCGGCACAGCAUCCUUCAGCGCGGCCUUAGCUAUCCUCCUCGACGGCCCCGUCUACCACGGCGGUACGCAGACAACAAUAGGCCCACCAGACGAAAUCACGACAUGGAUGAAAAUCAUGCGCCUCGUACUCAACGAAAACCCCCUUGACCGACAACAAGCCCUCACCCUCAUCGACCACCAAUUAGACGGAUACGCCGCCAUCACCGAUGCCCCCGGUUCCCAACUCGUCCCGGAGCUGGUGGAAGUCUACCCCGACGCCAAGGUCAUCUGCACCGUUCGCGAUCCGGUAGCGUGGGGUAAGAGCAUGACACAGGUGGAGGGUCUUGUGCGAUCACCGUGGUUUCUUCAAGUCAUGUUGCUGCCGCUUCCCGGGAUGAGGCAUUUCGUGGAUUAUCUGGGGUUGACUGCGUUGCAGUGGCGAAGGAUUUAUGGGAGGAAUGGGGGCCCCGGAGGUGCUUAUCAUAAACAUAUUGAGUGGCUGAAGGAGGUUGUUCCGGAGGAGAGGUUGGUGUUUGUUGAUGUUAGGGAUGGGUGGGAGCCGCUGUGCAGGGCGCUGGGGAAGGAGGUGCCGAAGGGUAUACCAUUCCCGCGAAUCAAUGAUUCCGAGGCGAUAACCCGGACUGUAAGACAGCAUGUUCGUCGUGGGUUGAUUCGUACUAGCAGUUCGCAUUUCAAGACGCCUGUCUGA